Messenger RNA from Nicrophorus vespilloides, 341 nucleotides. RefSeq lists its product as uncharacterized. The record is from RefSeq and is a predicted model, not a curated record. The transcript is spliced from 3 exons. Bases 17 to 310 code for a protein of 97 amino acids. Lineage: Eukaryota; Metazoa; Arthropoda; Insecta; Coleoptera; Silphidae.
AUAAUUUUCAGUAGAGAUGUUCAAAAUAUUAUUGGUAGUUAGUUGCUCUUUGGCAGUCGGCCUUUGCGCUGUUGCUAAUGAACAUCGAAAUCCUAAUGCUGUUAAGGGCACAUGCAUCCCGUCUCAAUCUAAAAUUACUAUGUUGAGUGGAGAAACUAGGCAGCCUCCUAACAGUUGCAGUAAAAUUAUAUGCAAUUCAGAUGGAAGUGUCACUUACGAAAGAUGCGGACUUGCAGUUAUCAAUGGUAGAAGGUGUCCCGAAGACCCAAGUAAACCUUACCCAGAAUGUUGUACUUCAGCUUGUAAAUAAAGAGGGCUAUUGAAAAUUACGUAUAAUAAAA